Alosa alosa (allis shad) is the source of this 2441-nucleotide messenger RNA. It is a transcript of the gene naf1, whose product is annotated as nuclear assembly factor 1 homolog (S. cerevisiae). The coding region runs from base 379 to 2031 and encodes 550 amino acids. Gene Ontology annotation, molecular function: RNA binding. Gene Ontology annotation, cellular component: sno(s)RNA-containing ribonucleoprotein complex. NCBI's taxonomy places the organism in Eukaryota, Metazoa, Chordata, Actinopteri, Clupeiformes, Clupeidae. Gene Ontology annotation, biological process: ribosome biogenesis; pseudouridine synthesis; box H/ACA snoRNP assembly. The transcript has 9 exons. The record is from RefSeq and is a predicted model, not a curated record.
AAUAACAUACAUAUAAAUAUUACAUUUACUUUAUAGUCCUAGUUCAGAUAAAGCUACUACCACAUUUUAUUCUCAAAGACUCCCUGACGCAGCUAGACGAGAGGCUAGACUUUUAUUUUGGCACUUUCCUCAAAUGUUUUGACCCGAACCACGUGAAAGAGUCAGCACCACGCGUAAGGUUUACUAGAAUAGAUACAUCAUAAGCUACUGGAAGUUAGGGUUGGGAAAUUACUAACCGUUAGAUAUACUUAAACACAUCAUUACGAUUAAUUAAAUUAUCGGUUUGUUUUUACUACAUUCUGUCAGUUAUAGUGAGCUUUUUAAGUCACAAUUCAUGUUCAGCACGCAGCAGUUAGCAAGCUAACAUCAGAUUUGAAAAUGGAUAAAGAUGGUCGCGGGGAUUUUGAAAACCAAACUUUGGAAGAGACUGCAGUGAACGACUACAGUGCUCCAACCGUUGGAACUAUAUCUGUGGCAUCAACUAAUACAUGCACUGAGAGUGAUACUAACCUGGCAACAAGUCUGGAGACUCAGCCUGCAACAUCAGAGGAUAUGGACACGACCGCCUCCACCACCUUGGGAGCAAUGGAGUUCAAUUCCACAAGUGUUCAUCAGGAACCUGUAAAAGAGUCAACAAGUAACAGUGCGGACAGUGAGAUUCACAUAGAGCCUGGAAUUAAACAAGAGUAUGUUAGUGUAGACUCCUCGCAGGGUGUCUUGUCAACGGACCAAAUGGAUUCUGAGCUGAUGCUGAAGACUACAGACUGUAUCGAAAAAACGGUUGCAUUAAAGGAAAAUGUUGCCACCAGUCAAACAGAGCACAUAACGGAACAGGAAAAUAUCCGGACUGUGUCGACAGAGGACAUGGAAGUUACAGCAACUCCACCAGUAACAACUGACCAUACGAAGAUGGUGCCACAGUCUGCUGUGGCCUCCGUCACGAAUCUUGAGUUUGUCCAGAAGUCUGAGGGACUGAGCAGCAUCAUUCAGUACAGAGGGGACAGUUCUGAUGACCACUCGUCAGACAGUGAUUCGGACUCAGACUCUUCGUCGUCUUCAUCUUCCUCAUCUUCUUCCUCCUCAUCUGGACCUCUACUAAUUGUUAUGGAAGAGGACGACCAAGAAGGUCUCAGUAAAGGAAAGGGACCAGCACCUCUCAAGACUCAAGAUGAAGUCCUCGUUGAUGAGCUGCCUGCGGUGGAGGACCUCCACAUCAGUCUUCCAGAGGACACUGAGCUCAAGCCCAUGGGACUCAUCUCCAGUAUCGUUGACAAGCUCGUGAUUGUGGAGUCAUUCAAGGAUGCCCCUCCUCUCAAUGAUGACAGUGUGAUCUUCAGUGAGAAGAGAGUGGCCAUUGGCAAGGUGUUUGAGGUGUUUGGGCCUGUGGUGCAGCCUUUCUACGUGCUCAGGUUUAACUCAGACAAGGACAUCGCAGAGAAGGAGCUCAAGCACAAGGCCACGGUCUACUUCGCCCCCGCGGUGAAGGACUUCACUGCCUACAUCUUCGCUGAACGGCUCAGACAGCUGAAAGGAUCUGAUGCCUCCUGGAAGAAUGAUCAGGAGCCGCCACCAGAGGCUUUAGACUACAGCGAUGAUGAGCAAGAGGCACUGGCCAAACGGAGACUUAAGGAACAGAGGAGAGAAGAAAAAGCUGAGACUGAUGGUGAUAAGGACAAACAGAAACCAGGCAACAAGAAGCCCCCCAGACGAGAACCACGCCAGGCCUUGACCCCGAGGCCGAGGGGGCCUCCCAACCCCCGCGCUGGGCCACCCAGCCCCAGAGCCAGCUAUCAACACCACCUCCCCAACCCACACUUCCGCCCGCCUCCACCCAUGGGUGGUGGUUACAACCUCCACCCGCCAUACCCCCCUCCCUUCCAGGCUCCACCGCCAUAUCUGUCCAUGUACCCCGGGCCACCCCCGGCACACAUGCCCUGGCCCCCUUACCCCUUCCCAGGGAUGUUCAUGCCACCACCUCCCCCUCCACCGACUCCACCCCCACACUCAGCCAAUCAGCAUCGGCCAAACUGAAAUCCAAUGUCUCACUCACACAGGUAUAGAUUAUAGGCACUUUGAGAUAUCAAAUGUCAAAGACAUUGUAGUAUCAAGUUAUCAAAGACAUUGUAGCUGAAAACGGGGGUCUUUGAUCAUUUGAAAGGGGAAAUUACAACAGUGAACUAGGCUGUUGAUAUUAGAGCCUUAUCUUAAGUUUUAUCGGAAAGCAUAAUAAAUACCAUCUGGACAUCAUCCAUAUCCACAUCAAUUUUUUUUAUUUGUUUUUUUAAAUGCCAGUCUGACUUUUGAGGUUUUGUUUUUUCUUUUCAGAAAAAAGUAAAAUGAAUAGUUUCAACAGAUGUGUAAAUAAUGCUAACACUGAUGGCUUGUAAAUGACAUUACACGGUGAGAUCGAUCCAUGUUUGUAUUUAGUCCACAGCUUUUUU